This is a messenger RNA of Paramormyrops kingsleyae, 1404 nucleotides long. RefSeq names its product serine and arginine rich splicing factor 1a (gene srsf1a). The record is from RefSeq and is a predicted model, not a curated record. NCBI's taxonomy places the organism in Eukaryota, Metazoa, Chordata, Actinopteri, Osteoglossiformes, Mormyridae. Gene Ontology annotation, molecular function: mRNA binding. Gene Ontology annotation, cellular component: cytoplasm; nucleus.
GUGUCCCUCCGCCCCACGCACAGUACGGUUCAAAAACAGGACAUCGGCGCCAUUUUGUUGUAGCUACAGAUAACGCGGUAGAAUCGGUAGUUGGAAGGAUUUGCAAUUUAGUUGGUUGUAACUUUAUGGUCGACGUGUUGGUUGGUCUUGGGGAUUGUUGGAAAACGUUCACAGUUUCGCAUCUGGCGCUUUUCCGAAAAUCAAUACGUAAAAAAUGUCCGCCGGUGUGAUUCGAGGCCCUGCUGGGAACAACGACUGCCGAAUAUACGUGGGGAACCUGCCGCCGGACAUCCGCACCAAGGACGUCGAGGACGUGUUUUACAAGUACGGCGCCAUUCGGGACAUCGACUUGAAAAAUCGCCGAGGAGGGCCCCCGUUCGCCUUCGUGGAGUUUGAAGACCCCAGAGACGCUGAAGAUGCCGUGUACGGGAGGGAUGGCUAUGAUUAUGACGGCUAUCGCUUGCGCGUCGAGUUCCCAAGGAGUGGGAGGGGUACCGGCAGAGGGGGCAUCGGAGGCAUAGGUGCCCCCCGGGGACGCUACGGACCCCCCUCCAGACGAUCCGAGUACAGAGUAAUAGUUUCAGGCCUCCCACCGAGUGGUAGCUGGCAGGAUCUAAAGGAUCACAUGCGUGAAGCAGGUGAUGUAUGUUAUGCAGACGUUUUCCGCGACGGCACUGGUGUUGUGGAGUUUGUUCGCAAAGAAGACAUGACCUACGCCGUCCGAAAGUUGGAUAACACUAAGUUCCGGUCACAUGAGGGUGAGACAGCAUACGUACGUGUGAAAGUGGAUGGCCCUCGGAGCCCAAGCUACGGGCGGUCACGCUCACGCAGCCGCAGCCGGAGCGGAAGUCGCAGUCGAAGCAACAGCCGCAGCCGGAGCUUCUCGCCGCGCCGUAGCAGAGGCUCUCCCCGCUACUCACCCCGGCACAGCCGCUCGCGCUCACGCACUUAGAGUCCGCCCGCUGCCGGCCAUUUUCCAUGCGUUGCUGUGUUCGGUGGAUCCACAUGUUGUAAACAAUCUCUUCCCUUUUUUGUUUUAACCCUUCCGUGUUUUAUUAAAGUUUGUUACGUGUUCUCCCUGUCCCUGCUCCCAUUUGAUAGAAUAGGGUUUAUGGUGCUUAUCCCAGCCUUUCCUCCCACCCCAACCCCCCUUCCUGUUUUGUCCUAUUUGGUACAUUUUUAAUUCAGUCCUCCACCCAUCCAAUUUUUUUCGAAGUGAAAGUUGGUCUUAUUACAAUUCAUGGUGAACUUUGAAGCUGUGAUUUCUGUAACUUUGUGGAUGGCUACCAUGCUUGUUCUGUUUGGGGUGGUGGGAGUUGGAUUGCAAAAAUGUAUUUUAUUUUACCCUUUGAUGUGUCUUCCUAUAGACAUCUGACGAAGGAUUAAAGAAUGCUUUGGAAUAAA